Molecule: messenger RNA, 303 nt
Organism: Fusarium redolens
Lineage: Eukaryota; Fungi; Ascomycota; Sordariomycetes; Hypocreales; Nectriaceae
Product: general substrate transporter
Exons: 2
Biological process (GO): carbohydrate transport; transmembrane transport
Cellular component (GO): membrane
Molecular function (GO): carbohydrate:proton symporter activity
Source: RefSeq, a predicted model, not a curated record
UUUGCAGCGAUGGCCUUUGCUCUCCAAGGUUACGAUCAAGCCGUCAUGAACGGUCUCCUGACCCUGGAUACCUUUAAGCACCAGUUUCCUCAGAUCAAGAACUCCAAUAUCGAAGGUACAGCUGUGGCUAUUUAUGAAGUUGGCUAUGCGAUUGGAGCACUAUCUUGCGCCUUUCUCGGCGACAUUCUCGGUCGUCGUCGUACAAUCUUUAUUGCAGGUUGCAUCGUCAUUGUUGGUUUCGCGAUACAGAGCAGCUCAUUCUCUCUUGGACAACUCAUUGCUUCCAGAGUCAUCACAGGCCUC